Messenger RNA from Aspergillus oryzae RIB40, 888 nucleotides. RefSeq lists its product as uncharacterized. The coding region runs from base 1 to 888 and encodes 295 amino acids. The record is from RefSeq and is a predicted model, not a curated record. Lineage: Eukaryota; Fungi; Ascomycota; Eurotiomycetes; Eurotiales; Aspergillaceae. The transcript is spliced from 4 exons.
AUGGAAUCCUUCCAUCGCCCGAGCCACCCCUCUGCCUGCAGGUCGAAGUGGUACAGCAGUUUCCACUGCAACUCAAGUCUUGAACUCCACUACUACGCCGGUAUCCUGAAUGCCAUCCACGACGUACUGAUCCCCUGCCUCCCACAGCGGAUCAUCUGGAAUCUGCAUCUCGUCGCCCGCAAGAGACUGGCCGUGGGCAUAUCCUUUAUUGGAUUUGUCGCCAGUUUGAUGGGGAUCUCGAAGAUUGCGUACAUUCAAGGUGACAAGCCAGAUUCGUGUAGGCUUAUCAACCCUAAACCACCACUAAAAUGCUUCCUAACCCUCCAUCUGCUCCUGUCACCCCGCCAUCCCAUAUUUAUUUCACCAUGUCCGACUGGACAAUUUCCAUCAGCUCUAAACCUUGGUCCGGAGUCUCAACAACUCAAAGGACACAGGGAUCAACAACAGCAGGAACAACUCGCGGUAUCCCCCUCCGAAGGCACGUCGACGGAUGCCAUUACCGAACUGGCAAAGCCAUCUGCGGAGGUGGCUUACCUUCCUCGUACGGAUGUUCUUCUUACUUUGUUGUCUCUUUUGGUGUUUAUUUGUGGGCAAGGGGAGGGGGACACACCCCGCGCGGAGCGUAGAAAGAAGAGGAGACAAAACAAAACAGUUGGGAUAAGUGGAAGAAAGGGCUACCCUGUCAAUAAUGUAGAGUCUGAGUUUCAAUGUUACAGAGGCUGGCCGACGGUUACAGCCACCCCAAUGGAUUGGAUACGGUUUCAUGCCGCGUAUGAUACUGCCUGGGUGGCCAUGAUGCGCAAGGUGGCAGACGGUUCCCCUUCUGAAUGGCUCAUCCCAUCAUCGUUAAACCAUCUUCCGACGACUCAGUCGUCCGACGGUGGGUAG